UAUGGUAUCAAUAAGAAGAGCUGAAAUGCAAGAUUUAUAGCAUAUGUAACAUUGCAAUUUAUGGUGUUUACCAGAAAAUUACACAUAUAAAUAUUACUUAUAUCAUGGAAUGGUUUGGCAAUCAUUAUUAUAUGUUGCUGAAGACAUAGUAAUUAACAUCAAUAGAUUUUGAAUAGAAUAGUGGUAGAAUUGUUGGAUACGUAUUGGCAAAAUAAGAUGAAGAAGAUGAAGAAGGUACAAAGUUAGAGCAUGGACAUAUAACAUCUUUAUCAGUUUUAAGAACACAUAGAAAAUUAGGAUUGGCAAAUAAAGUUAUGUAAAGUACUCAUAGAGAUAUGGAUAAAAUAUUUGAAUCACAUUAUGUUUCUUUACAUGUUAGAGUAUCUAAUAGAGCAGCUUUAGGAUUAUAUAGAGAUAAAUUGGGUUAUGAAACAUUUGAUACAGAAGAGAAAUAUUAUGCUGAUGAUGAAAAUGCAUAUAAUAUGCGAAAAUGGUUUAGAAAAAAACUAGAGAAAUAAUAAUGAUU
Paramecium pentaurelia is the source of this 526-nucleotide messenger RNA. Lineage: Eukaryota; Ciliophora; Oligohymenophorea; Peniculida; Parameciidae. The record is from the annotation of a GenBank genome assembly.